AUGAUCCACAACAACACUCAAACGAUACACGCUAUCAAAGUCAAGUGCUCCGACAUUGCAUUGUAUAGGAUCACCCCACCGUUGAGUACAGUUCAACCUAAUGAAACACUGAGAAUAAGGAUCCAUCGCACACACGCACCGAUAAAACCUGACAAAAUCAUCGUGAUGGCAAUACCGACAGUCAAAGAGGAGCAAUAUCUCGAAGAGCUCUUUAGCAGUCCAUUCGUUCCGCACAGCAAGAUUACGAUUACACAGGUUGUCGAUUCUGGCGAAAACAUCCUAGCCUACUAUGCACCAUGCGCCCCUGCAAAUGCGAGAUGCUUGAAGUUUAGCUCAGUGAAGUUGGCAUUCAAUGGUGAAGUGGGAGGAGUUCAG
Messenger RNA from Cooperia oncophora, 375 nucleotides. The record is from the annotation of a GenBank genome assembly. Lineage: Eukaryota; Metazoa; Nematoda; Chromadorea; Rhabditida; Trichostrongylidae.